UUUCUAUACCAAUUUACAUAUUUGUACAUUUAAUGGAGGAUAUAUAAAACUGGCAUUCUUGAAAGUUCAGCCAGUUUUCUUUGGAGAAUUAAAACGCACAAGUCAUUCAAUUAAUAUCGGUAUAUAUCCAUUAUGGGUGAAAUAAAAGUACAAAUAGCUGAAGGAAAAUUGAUCGGAGUCGUCGUAGAUGGCUACAACGUUCGUUACUUUGCCUUUUGCGGAAUACUAUAUGCCAAACUUCCAGAUGGCGAACUAAGAUUUAAGUGGAACCAUGGUGAAAGAGACGCGACAAAGUAUGGAAACAUAGCUGUUCAAGUAGAGCUUGUCAAACACAAAGUUAUAGGAAAUGAAGAUUGCCUUUAUUUAAAUGUAUAUAUUACAAAAAUCGAAUCCUCGAAAGAGCAUCCGGUAAUGGUAUGGAUACAUGGUGGUGCGUUUAUUAUAGAUUCCGGUGAUGCAGCUUGGUACGAUCCUGAUUAUGUCGUACAAAAAGACGUAGUAACUUUGAAUUAUAAGUUAGGCGUUUUAGGUUUUCUAAACCUCAACAAUAAAGUUGCAGCAGGUAAUCAAGGUCUAAUAAAUGUAAUCUUAGCGUUAAAAUGGAUCCAAAAAAAUAUAUUAAAAUUCGGUCCAGGAAAUAUCACAAUUUUUGGAGAAAUUACUGGUGGAGCCAUUACACGUUGUCUAGCUCGGUCUCCUUUAUCAAAAAGUAUAGUCCAUGAACUUCUCAAUACAAAAUUCUUGUUUCUCAUUCUAUUUUAAAUAUAUUGACAAAUUUGAACUCGAUUUAAUAGAAA
This is a messenger RNA of Acromyrmex echinatior (Panamanian leafcutter ant), 797 nucleotides long. RefSeq names its product juvenile hormone esterase. Gene Ontology annotation, molecular function: hydrolase activity. The record is from RefSeq and is a predicted model, not a curated record. Lineage: Eukaryota; Metazoa; Arthropoda; Insecta; Hymenoptera; Formicidae.